Molecule: messenger RNA, 636 nt
Organism: Linum trigynum
Lineage: Eukaryota; Viridiplantae; Streptophyta; Magnoliopsida; Malpighiales; Linaceae
Source: the annotation of a GenBank genome assembly
CGCCACACCGUUUGUGAUUGUAACCGACAAGACCGUAUUUAGGCUUGUGGGGGAGAUGAUCCGCUGGCAGCGUAAUCUUCGAGCAACUGCUAACGUCCCCAGCACCGGAGCGGAGCGGAGUAGAGCAGCCCAGAAUAAUGGCAGAUCGUUUCUCAUCCAUCACUACCUCGCCGGAGAACCCCGCCAAGUCAAUCCAAUGAACCACAAAUUCGAAGAACCACCGUCACCGUCGCCACCAUGGGAUCACAGGCUCCACCACACCAUAACCAACAUCCUACUAACUAGUCCGACCACCGCGCCGCCGCUCUACUCCCAAUUCCUCAUCGCCCAGCAGUUCUCCUGCUACCUCAACUGGGACAAAUUCAAAGACUUCCGCCUACUCUUGUGAUUGUGAUUUCAUCGUAUCAAACAAGUCCAAUUACCAAAUGCAAAACAGGAGGGUGGGUAGAACAUUUCUGUCCUAACACAACCGUUACGGAAGGCUAUUUACAUAACCGGAAAUUCUGAAUGAUUAAUUAACUAUUUAAUUUUCCUAUGCUUAUCCGGAUGAUCAAUUAAUUAUUAAAUUUUUUUUCUUCAUAUAAGUGUAUUGUGGCUAUUAACUAAGCCUUACGGUAAGAAACAGUAAACUCACUU